Spirometra erinaceieuropaei is the source of this 1687-nucleotide messenger RNA. The record is from the annotation of a GenBank genome assembly. Lineage: Eukaryota; Metazoa; Platyhelminthes; Cestoda; Diphyllobothriidea; Diphyllobothriidae.
AUGGUCGAAACAAUCAAAAUCGAAACAACAACAAUACCUAUAACAACAACAACAAACAUACUCAUUCUCCUCAUCCUACCUCUUCAUCCUCUUCCUCUGCCUAUUCUUCUUCUUCUUCGUCACCUUCUUCUCCAUCUCCCUCCCGUCGCCCCACUCGUUGUCACCAGACUGGCAGGGUGAGUCCACUCACUCUGGCAGCCUUGAAUGUUCGUUCCCUUUUAGACAAUCGAAGAAGCAACCGACCGGAACGAAGGACGGCGCUAGUGUCACGGGAACUGGCGCGCUACAAGGUAGACAUCGCCGCACUCAGCCAAACCCGAUUCUCCGAACAAGGCCAACUGGAGGAGGUGUGUGCCGGCUACAACUUCUUCUGGAGCGGUCGACCCAGGGCAGAGCGACGGGACGCGGGUGUCGCCUUCGCCAUUCGGAACGACAUCGGGGGACGUCUGCCCUGUUCGCCGCAGGGCAUCAACGAUCGCCUGAUGAGCCUCCGCCUGCCUCUCCGACGAGGAGGCAAAUUCGCCAUCAUCAUCAGCGCCUACGCUCCGACGAUGACCAACCCCGACGCCGUCAGAGACAAAUUCUACGAGGACCUGCAUGCCCUCUUGGCGACUGUGUUGAAGGCGGACAAGUGGAUUGUCCUUGGUGACUUCAACGCCCGCGUCGGCACAGAUCAUACUGCCUGUAGAGGAGUCCUGGGUCCCCACGGUCUCCGCGGCUCAAACGACAAUGAUCUGCUGCUUCUCCGCACCUGCGCAGAACACCGCCUCAUCCUGACAAACACCUUCUUCUGUCUGCCGGAGCGAGAGAAGGCCAGCUGGAGGCAUCCUCGGUAGCGCCAGUGGCACCUGCUGGACUAUGUCCUCGACCGGAGGCGAGAUCAGUGGGACGUGCUGGUGACAAAGGCAAUCGCGGCGCUGACGGGUGGACCGACCAUUGCCUCGUCAUCUCGAAGAUGCAUAUUCGCCUACAGCCUCGAAGGAAAGCACAAGGUAUUCGACCCCCAGGUAAGCUGAAUGUUGCCUUGUUGUCUUUGCCCGCUCACCAUAUUCAUUUCAGCAAUGAGCUAGCUCAAAGGCUAGACGACUUUCCUAUCGCUGCCGACGCCGCCGCUGCCGAGAACGCCCCCGUGGAGAACCGCUGGUGUCAACUGCGAGACACGGUCCAGUCGACGGCGCUCGCCGUCCUCGGUUGCGCUCCCCGCCAACACCAGGACUGGUUCGACGACAACGACGCCGCCAUCAGAAAUCUGCUUGCUGAGAAGAACCGCCUCCACAAAGCCUACGUAGAUCACCCCACUGAUGCCACCAAAGCUGCCUUCUACCGUAUUCGUCGCCGCGUUCAACAACGACUACGCGAGAUGCAGGACGCCUGGACUGCUCGCGAAGCUGAGGAGAUCCAAGGGUACGCGGACCGCAACGAAUGGAAGAACUUCUUCUCUGCGAUCAAAGCUGUCUACUGUCCGCCGACGAAGGGCACUGCCCCUCUCCUCAGCGCCGACGGUAGCACUCUCCUGACUGAGAAGACGCAAAUCAUACAGCGGUGGGCCGAGCAUUUCCGAGGCGUCCUCAACCGUCCCACCGUCAUCUCCGACGCCGCCAUCGAGCGUUUGCCGCAAGUGGAGACCAACGUGGACCUCGACCUCCCGCCACUCCGCCGCCUGCGAGAACUUCGGUCUGGUCAUUAA